Messenger RNA from Petromyzon marinus (sea lamprey), 1468 nucleotides. Lineage: Eukaryota; Metazoa; Chordata; Hyperoartia; Petromyzontiformes; Petromyzontidae. The record is from RefSeq and is a predicted model, not a curated record.
GGCAACUCGCGUUAGCGUUUCGCGCAUGCGCAGCAGCGAGCCGGUCGGCAUAAAUAAAUAAAUAUAGAUAAAUCGCACCAAAACGCGAUUUUAACCACUUUAAAGUUUAGGGAUGGAAAAACGGAAUAGCCUAUUCCCACCGCGGGGCCUGGGGCGUGCCGCCCGGCAAAUUUUUUUUCUACGCGAUCCCCACGGUCCGAGAGCCAAAUCCCCCGCAAGCCAGCGUACGCAGACGGACGGACAGACAAAAAAUGCCUUUUAUAGGUUAGAAGAAGAUAUGCAGGCUGUAUACUACUUAGGAUCAUAUUACACAAUGCGACUUCAUGUGUUAGAUCUCAUAAUCGAAUUAGACUUGCACCUGGAUGACGUUGGGAUGGGUGACUACUUGUGUAAUAGAUAUCAUAGGCUAAUGUUUAACGAUGUGGCUGGAGAGGGCAGAAUGCCACGUACCUUUAUUGUUCUGUAUUUCCAUGCUCCCACGUCUAAACAAUCUACAUUAUGUCAACGUCCAUCCCUUGCUUUUCUUUCAAAGUGACACCGAAACCCCCGGUAGAGGAAAAGCCAACAAAGCCAGCUCCUGAAGAGAGUGGCGCUCCUCCUCCAGAGCCAACUGGAUCGAAGGACAAGACACCCCCACCUCCAACCUCCAGCAGCAAGGAGCCAGAACCAUCACCCCCAACUCCAGGCCCAGAAGACUGUACUCCAGGCUGGUCUGACUGGUACCAUGAGCAAUAUCCUGAUGAAGAAAAUGGCGGAGAUGAGGAAUCUUACCAGAAGGUCAUAGCCUCAGGGAAAGUGGUUUGUCUGCCUGACUCACCGGUGCAAAACAUUGAAUGCAAAGCCGAGAGAUUCCCCAAUACCCCAUGGCAGAUAUUGGGCCAGACAAUAACUUGUGACAAGAAUAAAGGACUGAAAUGUGUCAAUGAGGAUCAAGGAGGACUGCCAUGUUACAACUACAAGGUCAGAUUCUGCUGCUCCACAGCAGGUGGACCCCCUGCACCAACUCCAUCUAAAGCAAGCCCAGAACCAACUGCAUCGAAGGACAAGACACCCCCACCUCCAACCUCCGGCAUCAAUGAGCCAGAACCAUCACCUCCAGAAGGGCCAGUGACACCGAAACCCCCGGUAGAGGAAAAGCCAACAAAGCCAGCUCCUGAAGAGAGUGGCGCUCCUCCUCCAGAGCCAACUGGAUCGAAGGACAAGACACCCCCACCUCCAACCUCCAGCAGCAAGGAGCCAGAACCAUCACUCCCAACUCCAGGCCCAGGUACCAUGGUGGAAUUAGUUGCAACAUCACAUGUGGAUAAUAUUUUACAUACAAUCACAUGUUCAGUCAAAGCAACCAUAUGUUCUGGUUGUGCCGGGACAUUCCCGGUUUCAAAAAGGCUAUGCUAGUGUCCUGAAGCAUUUUAAAUGUGGGCUUUUGUCCUACUUUACAGUGUUCUGGUCCCAAACUUGGCUUAUUUAC